Messenger RNA from Ceratina calcarata, 8619 nucleotides. RefSeq names its product hemicentin-1. Gene Ontology annotation, molecular function: protein binding. Lineage: Eukaryota; Metazoa; Arthropoda; Insecta; Hymenoptera; Apidae. The transcript is spliced from 14 exons. The coding region runs from base 2844 to 5384 and encodes 846 amino acids. The record is from RefSeq and is a predicted model, not a curated record.
GAAUGAGUACAGUCGUCACAUUGCGAAAAGAAAGGGUGCUUUUUCUAACCGAGGAAGACUUCCGCGUUUUUGCACGUAGAGAACGCGACAUACGCGUGCAACGUGUGCAAGUCCCGAGUAAGCUAUUCUCUCGUCGAAAAGAUAGCUUUCGAAAAGAGUGAGUGGCAUUCCUGCCUUUCAGGAGCUUUUAAGAUGACCAUGAUCCGUGACACCGGUCGGAGCUCAUCCACUUCCUCGUCCGCUCGUAGGUCUCUCGUUUCGAUAUUUUUCCCGUCCUGUUUUCAUCCCUUCCUCGAGCCACCGAACGAUACGCGCAUUAUUUCCAACUGGUUAAACAGAAAACGAGACGCUCGCGUAUCCUCCUAACUAGAUAAACGCGAUUACACGAAAGAGUGGUUGAACCAUUGGAAUCUGUCUUCGGUCCUGUUCGUAGAACAUUUUCAUUCCGUUUCGUCUUCGUGCAACUUUCAAGCUGUACAACUAGAAAUGAUACGCGUACACGAUUUUCGAAGAAAUCAUACACAGCGACGCAAUGCCGCGAUUGAACCGCGAAGAAACGCAGAAUUAUUUACGUAAGAGAAAUUGAUCGUUGGUUAUCGAAUCGAGUAGAUACACACGCGUAUUCUAUUCGGAAAGAAAAUACGGUCGGGUAUACAUAUGCGCAGCCUCAGCCACUAUCCCCCUAUAAUACACCUAUCGCUGUUGCGUCGAUUGUUUUCGGACGAGUAUACGGAUACCCUGCAGCAUCCCCUAUUUACUGUUCUUGCGAUCAGCCCGAAUAUUGUUUACGUACAUGGAACACUCAUACGUAUAAAUCAAAUAUUAUUUAUCGUUGCUUGUAGUACGAACUGUUAAUUGAAAAAUACGGUACGGAGUUAAAUAGAGUGGAACGCGACGAAAGACUCGGAAAACGGAUAAAAGAUAUUGCAUCGAGCAGCGUGAAAUAAAACAGGCGAUAAGAUAUGUGUGCGCAGCGUAUGUAAUUACCGCCUACUGUUUACGAUGUACGAUUAACUGGCCAGUUUGAUACGAACGAAGAGAAAAACGUAUCGUAGUUUAUGUUAACAUUGUGUCGCGCGUCGAUUCCGCGAAUGUUUGCCGGCAAAGAGCACUUACGUAUUAUCGAAAUGCACGGUUUCUCUCCCCGGCGUGUAGGACAAACAUCCCUUUCUGGUUUAGCAUCGUAUUCGAGUCCCUUUUCGGCUGUUUCGGUCCUCCGCCCCCUCCGUUCUCCCACCCGCGGCUUUUCCUCCAACACACACCUACACCGUCUCGGGAGGUGGGCUUGCAAGCUGCGCGUCCGUCGCCGCGCCGCGCUUGCUCGUCUUCUCAGUCAGUGUGACGUCCGCCGCUGGUCGAGGAUCACGCGUUUUUUCCCCGCGUCGACCUCCGACCCCGUCUUACGUUGAAUCCCGAAAAAUUGUUACGAUCACGUGGCUACGGGUCCGUCGCGGAUUUCGCGUCGUGCCAGUUCGCGCCUUCUCGCGUCACCUCGUUCCUCUCCGCCGCGUAGUCCGCGACUAGGCACGGCGGAGGUCGCGUCGUACGCACGUGUGUCCAGCGAGAUCGUCAGUCAUCCCUCCGUCUGGCGCCGAAACGAUUCAAGAUCGAAGUAACGCGCGUCGUUCGUUCGAUGUGCUUCCGAGUUUCGGGUAAGUUUCGAACGAUUCGUGCGCGGGGAGAAGCGGCGCGAAGAGUCGUGGAAAAGUUCGUACCGUGAAUCGAAUUCGUGUUCGCGGAUGGGGCACGCGGGAUCGAGCACGCGAGUAACAAUGAAUGAUGUCCGAGUGAUCCAGCGGUAAUCCGCGAAUCUAUACGGGAAUCGAUUUCUGUGCACGAGAGCUACCGUCGACGAGAUUGCGGACAGUGUCGUUGCUUGGACCUAUUCCAGGAAAACCAAAAAUCUGUGGCGAGCCAACGCGCGAUCGAACGUCUCCGCAGUGUUUCAUCUUUUUUUCGCUUCGAUCACCGAACCAGUGGACAAGGAUAGCGAACUCACCUGCUGACCCAAUUCGCUCCGCGAAACGGUCCCGAAUACUACGUUUCAUUUAACUCGGGACGUAUUAUGCGCACAUCCCUCACCUUGACGGUGUUUACCUUUCCGAAAGACAAUUUUAAAAGCAUUUCAUUGAUCACGUAUUCUUCGCGAAGUGUAAACAACGCGCUUAGAGGGCGUUUCGAUUUGGGACGCGGGUGUCGCGCGUACGCCUACUCUUUCGUACAGUUCGAAGUCAUUAAAUCGUCGAGUAAUCGCGGUGCAACCUGGACGUACCAUGGCCAGUGGUGACUCGGUUCGUGGAUACGACGUUCGUCGUGGUUUACCGGUGCAGUGACGCGCGCGAUUAAUUCGUGAGUGCGACACGAAUUUCUAACCCCGAGGAGCGAUUCUUGCGCGUGUGUCCGGCGCUUCGGUAACGAACGUGAGUGGAUGAAGGGCAGGAGAAAAAAAAUCGUAGGCGCGUUGGGGCGGAAUUUGCGAGCUGCGGUGAUCGAGGGUGGCUCAGUGGAAGAGAGCUAAAUGCGACGCGACGACGACUGGCGUUGAACUUUCCAUCGAGGAUCUCGUUCGCGUGUAAACAGCGAUGCUCGAUUCGGAACGAUCGACGACGAUGAUCGCGAAGGACACCGCGACUUGGGUGCGUGAUACCGAGGUAGAAAGAUCGGAAGAUGCCGCGAGUGAGUGAGCGAAGAUGACUUAACGAGAACGCGAUAAACGUUUGGUCCGCGACGGUAGCUGCAACGCGUAAACGGAAGAGUCGUUCUCGUGGCUUGGCUUGGCUCUCGCCUCGACGCGCGACGUGCCCGGGAUUCGUGACGAAUGUAACAAGAAACAACGAGAGAACAUGUGGAAUGUACUGUUGCUCAUUGGACUAACGAAGACUGUUUGCUACGUCGCCGGAAUCGCUACCACCGUCGACGAGAAAUCGGUGCCUUUGGUAAACAUCAGCGUCGUGGAAGGAAAGCCAGCGGAAUUGCCAUGCGACAUCACUCCACCCGGGGACGACACUCUGCACAUGGUUUUCUGGUUCAAGGACGAGGCCGGCGUGCCUCUAUAUACAAUCGACGCGCGAGAAAAACCUGUGACGAAAGCUCUCCAUUCAUCGGACUCAGGCGUGUUCGGGCCACGUGCGUACUUUCGUACUACGUUCCCGAGCCCGGCAGUGUUAGUGAUCGAGGAUAUCAAGAGGCACGACGCAGCCACGUACAGGUGCAGAGUCGAUUUUCGAAAAGGGCAGACGCGCAGUUUUCGGUACAAUCUCACCGUUAUCGUGCCACCGGAGCAGCCGACCAUUUUAGACCAGUGGGGCAGAAUAGUGAACGGGACGGCCGGACCCUACGAGGAGGGUGACACCCCUUCUUUGACCUGUCGCGUAACAGGCGGCAAGCCGGAGCCUAUGGUCCGGUGGCUCGUCAACGGUCAAGUCAAAGACGAGGAGUACGAGAAGAACGUGGGUGACGUGAUCGAAAACAGGUUGACGAUAAAGCCCAUCACUCGGUCAGACCUUGGUGCGAAUUUCACGUGCCAGGCGAGAAAUACGGACCUGAUCGAGUCGAAGGAGUCGUCCGUUUCCUUGGAACUUAAUCUGAAACCGUUGACGGUGACCAUAAGAAGGCCAGGGAAGAAGGGAGUCGGGAACGAGUCGCUACUGGCUGGGAAACGGUACGAAGUGGAAUGCGAGACCACGGGUUCGAGACCACCAGCGGUGAUCACUUGGUACAAGGGACGAAGAAGACAGCUGAAGCACACUACGGAGGAGAGGUCGGAGAAUCGGACGGUGAGCAUGGUGGAGUUCGAGCCGGGGGUGGAGGACCACGGGAAAUCGAUCACCUGCAGGGCCGAGAACCCGAACGUGACGGGACUCUUCGUGGAGAAAUCGUGGAAAAUCAACGUCGUAUAUCCACCGAUCGUAUCGCUGAACCUUGGAUCCACGCUGAGUCCCGAGGACAUCAAGGAGGGUGACGACGUCUACUUCGAGUGCCACAUCAGGGCCAAUCCUCCCUGGUCGAAGUUGACGUGGAUACACGACAACCAGAUAUUGGCGCACAACACAUCUGCAAGGAUAAUCUGGUCGAAUCAGAGCUUGGUGCUUCAAAGCGUGACGAGGAGUAGCGCCGGGAAGUACGUGUGCGCCGCAACGAAUGACCUGAACGAAACGCGGAGCGAACCUCUUCAUUUUCGCGUCAAGUUCGCACCAGUGUGCAAGGAGGAUCGGAUCGUGGUGGUCGGAGCGUCUAGGGGCGAGUCGCUGGACAUCGCGUGCAGAGUGGAAGCAGAUCCGCCAGCGCACAAUUUCCGAUGGAAAUUCAACAACAGCGGCGAGACGCUCGAGGUGGCGCCGGGCAGAUUCUCGAUGGAGAAGUCGAGCGGCGUGAGCGUGCUCAGGUACACGCCGAACACCGAGCUGGAUUACGGUACUCUGUCGUGCUGGGCAGACAAUUUCGUCGGUACACAAGCGAGGCCGUGUCUCUUCCAGCUGGUGGCCGCCGGGAAACCAUUUCCGGUCCGUAACUGCACGCUCGCGAACCAGACCUAUACCAGCGUCGAGGUGAAAUGCGUACCCGGGUACGACGGCGGUCUCCCACAAAAAUUCAUCCUGGAAGUGUACCACGGCGACGUGGAUUUCCUGCCGAGCAGCCAGCCUCUCUACAACGUCUCGAACGGCGACGAGCCGAGCUUCUCCCUCGCCGGAUUGGAGGCGUCCGUCGAGGCGGGUGUGCACGUCGCGGUCUACGCCGUCAACGCUAAGGGACGAAGUCAACCAGUCAUUCUCAGCGAGGUCACUUAUCGAGACGCCGAGAAACGCACCGGACAAGACGCCGGGAUCGUGUUAUCACCGCUGAUAGCGGUAGUGGUGGGCGCGCUGGUCACCUUGGUGCUCAUCGUGAUGGUUGUGGUAGUGCGUGUACGCAGGGAGCGCGUCUCGAAGCCCAGGCACGAGAAGCCGGCAGAGCUCAGCGAACUUCCGACGCAGCAGUAUCCCGUGCAAAAUCCACAACAAACCGUGGAGACCGACCCGGAUGUCAUCCCUAACAAAUUCGAGGGAAACCUGGUGGAAGUCAGCCCGCCGAGCUAUCCCGGUGGAUAUCCCCCGGGACACUGGGUCACGCCCGGACCUACGCCAAGCAUAGACGAGCUCUGCCACAAAUUCGCCGGAAGACCGACGGAGCUGAGGUUACCGUCGAGGAGCAGCGCGAUACCGAGUUUACAAAGCAUGCCCGUGACCGUGGGCGGCGGACAGGGUGUCGUGGUCAGCGGCAACCAACCCGGUGGAGUGGUGCUCGGGGGUAGCGGCCAGGGUGUCGUUGUCGCCGGCGAGUGUCUCGACGGAGAGGCGAUCAAGAGACGGUUAAUGGCGAACAGGCUUCCCGAGAGCUGCGUUUAGACCAGGGAUAAUAGAGCUCGUUUCUUUCCCGAAAGCUUCGGGCGUCGUUCGUCGCGAUGACUCGACGCUGCCGACGAUCACGCUGUCCGUCGCACGACCGGCGACGAGACCGUCCCGGCGGCUCCGCGUAAAAGUGUUUCGACGAUCUCGAUUUUAUGAUCGUUUUUGUACAGUAGGAUUACGGUACGAUGACGCGACGCAAAGCUCUUUUACGCGGAGCUGCACCGGUUCUUCCGAAGGCCGAGCGCGUAUAUAAAUCGAGUUGAAAGACAAUCGACUGCGUCGUUGCGAGCAACGAGAGAUGACGAUAAUCCGACGGGAAGUAGACGACGAGUAUCGGAAGGAACCGCGCAAUUCGAUUCGGGACGAAACUUUUCAACGUUUGCUACAUAUCCUGUCAAAAUUGUUUCGUAAACGUUUCCUUGAUACUCGGAAGAGAUUCUUUUUUUCUCGCACUCGGUGUAGAGAAGGAAAUGUAGAAGAAAGAAGAAGAAUCGGAUCGAGGAAAGAGUUAGGUGAAAACUUAUCGGUCUCGAGUUUUCCACCUGGGAAAAGAUCCUCCAAAGUUGUGUCUCCUUCUGUCUUCGCGCCGUCGACCUAACUUUCCCAGUUCCUCCAUACCAGCGUUCCGGUUUCUCGAGUCCAAUGAUCUUCGACGCUCUCUUUUCGCAUAUAUUUCUUCCACGCUACGUGAUUCGCGUCCUCGCGUCCGUGACAAUUUUCCCGGGAAAAAUUACGAACAAAUGGCUGCAGUUUCGCCUAACGUAUCGACGAAACGCGACUAUCGCUACGACUUUGGAAUUCUUUCUCGACUACCAACACCGAUUGAGUAAAAGCCCUUCGAUCACAUGGUUCUCUUAACGUUUCUUUUUCUCCUGAAUCUCCGUACUUUUACGAUUAGCCAAUUUUUCGUAUCGGAGUCGAAACGAGCGAGACGAGAUCCUCGACGUCUGGGGUUAUCAGCUGGCUCGAUCCAUCGAAUCGCAGGAAUCAAAACGGGCGUAAAUAAACCCCCGAGCCCUGAGCCUACCAAUCGAAUCCGCAGGCAUUAGGCCGAGGAACGCGAGAAAAGAUAAAAGGUUCUCUCGGGCGCGCAACCCCUGUUCCGGUUGCCCGGAAUGAAGAUGGAUGGAGGAACCCCGCGCGAGAAUGUACGAUGGAAACGAAAAAGGUUCGCUCGCACAAGAAACGAGGAACAGGGGAGAACGGGGAGAUAACGCGAUGUUACUUUUGCUGAGUCGUAGUUGCGGCCGAGCCGGCCUGAUCGAUCAACUUCGACAACCGGGAUAUAUUAUUCCACGCUUCAGCCACGUCAUCUCGUUUGUUUAACCAUCAUGGUAACGACUCGAUCUCUUUUCUCUCGACUCGUCGAGCAAGGUAAGUGUCCGUUCAGUCGUUUCAAUUAGUUAAUGGAAAUAUCGUAAAUCCAGUUGGAAUCGACAAUAAAUUGAUGGAGAUUGAGAAUGGAAAUAGUAUCGCGUUUCACGCGACAAUUAACAAUUUACUGUGUAUAGUAUGUCGAAUCAAGUCAAAAUUCAUGAGAACGGUCAAAGAUAAGCUGGUUUCGCAUGCGUGGAAGAAAUUAAUGCUUGAAUUUAUUUAGAAAACCAACCGCCGCUUUGUUUAACCGUACACGAUAACUGUGAUACAAUGUUUCUAAAUCCUUUUCCUCUUAUCGUCGCCGAUAACGUUCAUUUUCGUAUUCAGCAGAAUUUCCGACGUAACUCUUGUAAAUAUACAUAUGUAUGUAUGCACGUGCGUACGGUGCGGUACGUGCGGACGUUUCGCAAGCGCAACAAUCAAAGCGGGACAAGUUCUGGCGCGUUCUCGUUUCGCGCGAAGGAGCGAAUCUGAUUCGAUUAGUUCAUCUCGCGACGAACCAGGUGGAGGAUAAACUCGCGGAGGAAGAGAGACGGGGUAGGUGUGAAAAAUUGAAUUUACAAAGGUCAGAGAAAUCGGGCUUCCACGCGACGCUUCGCGACGAGGUCACGAAGCUUGACGGGCGAAACUAGGAGUAAAGAAGUGGCAAUGUAUAUUCCUAAAAAGAAUGAAGCGACGCGAAACUUCGUCCAGAACUCUCGAAGGAAGAAUGAACGUUCGCUUAUCGGUAUGCACGCGAACAUCGGGAAUCAAGCGUCGAGCGCCUCUUUCGAUGUAUUCAAAACGAGAAAAAAAAAUAAUUAAUGAAACAACAAAAAAAAAAGAAACUAAAAGUCGUUGCUCGUUAGUUAAUGUCGUAUCAUUGUACAUAAGUAUUGUAUCGUUAAAAAGAGAUCGAUUACGAACGUCGUCGGUAAUUUCGAUUUUUUGCCGUUGCGAAUAUUGCCGAAACGUUGGGAGAGAGUGAGAGAGAGAGAGAGAGAGAGAGAGAGAGAGAGAGAGAGUGCGUGUGUGAGAGUGUGUGUGCGUGAGAACUUGAUCGUGCUGCAGAAAAAUCGAGGCAGUUCGAAACGUCCCGUUCGCGGGACCGAUCGAUGCCCCGCGUCAAGUGAGACAGGUUGACAGGUCGUUAUUUCCCGAAACGCAUCGACGAAACAACGAUCUUUGUUAAUUAAAGUACGCGCGCUGUCCUCGCCGCAACAUAGAGAAAAUUAGUCGCGCUUUCGGAAAUCGGAUCCGUAACGCCUUUUUCUAUCGAACCCUCGAAUAACAAACUGGAAAUAAAAAAAGAAAAUAGAAAAAAAAAUCGUCACGACCAAUCGUCGCAUCGCGAACACAAAAAACGAUUGCGACACGAUUACCGCGUGGAAACGACCGACCUGUUCGACGCGAUCACACUUUUUUCACGUCCAUGAAUAUUAGCCUAAUGCUGACGGGUGUCGAGAAGCCGGCCAGCGAGAAUCGAUAUUUAGCGAGGUAACACGCACAAGCCGAGAAUCCGCAUCGAUGCCACUGUACGCUCAAAGUUUCUGAUCUCGCAUCAUUUUUUGUCGCCGUUUCAUAAGUUUCGUUUUUUACGCAUUUUCUAUUUCGACGAAACGUCGAAGGCGAGAUUCUCGGCGAGCGGUACGAGAUUCAAUGGUGAACGAAAACGAGAACGAAAUCCGGAGAGUAACGAACAAAAACAGUGUACAUAAACAGCAUGACGCGCGAUCCGUGUAAAUCGAUUAUAUUUUAAGUUCACUGUAUAGGUGAUUUCAUAUCAGAACUCCAUAUCGUCUACUAACUCGUAUGUAUAUAUAGGUACUACAUAAAAGUUUCGAUCUGAAUAAACUGUUUAACUGUCUGAAUCGAA